AUGAAUAUUUUAAAAUUCCCAUUCCUACUAAUAUGCGUUAUAUUCUUGAUUAAUCAGAAAUAUGGCUAUUCAUAUAACACAUAUAAAAUUAAAGAAAAUGAAUCAACAUUGAAAAGUUAUAUCCCAAAAGAGGAUAUUGACACAAGUAAUAUAAAUCAUUUAAAAGUAAAACAUGAAAAAAAUCAUUUUAAAAACAAGAAAUAUAAUAAUAGGUUAUAUAAUACUUUAUAUCCUACUGAAGAAAAUAAGGAUUAUGAUUUUUUUAAUAACCACAAUACAAAUACACAUAAAAGUGAACAAAAUUCAAAGCAUGCUAUUCCCAAUUUUUACAAUGAUAAUAUGAAUAACUCUAUGAAUAAAAUCUCCGAUGUAGUAAAUAAGGAUGAAAUAAAUAAUGUGGAAAAUUUUGACAAAUCUCAUGAAAAUAAUUUCACCAAAACACAAAUUGAUAAAGAAACCGUUAAUCAAAAUGAUAAUUAUGCUACCGAAAAUAAAAAAGGAGUUUUUGAAAUAUUUGGAAAUAACGAAAAAGUUAAAAGUGAAUCAAAGUUUGGAAUAUUUAACUAUUUAAAAAGUUAUUUUGAAAAAUCCCCAUAUAUAAAAAAUUUUUAUAAUUUUGUUGAAAUGUUUUUUAAUAAAUAUGAUCAACGUGUGUUAGAAUCGACUACAUUUUUUAAUUUUGAUGAAAUAUUAUUUUAA
Plasmodium berghei ANKA is the source of this 699-nucleotide messenger RNA. Its product is annotated as conserved Plasmodium protein, unknown function. Lineage: Eukaryota; Apicomplexa; Aconoidasida; Haemosporida; Plasmodiidae. Bases 1 to 699 code for a protein of 232 amino acids. The transcript has a single exon. The record is from RefSeq and is a predicted model, not a curated record.